UUGACAUUUAGGAACUUUCUAGUAAUUUUUUCGAAAAUUGUGGCGAUCCUGCUUCUCGAAACUAAUGAACUGAUCAUUUUCACACGUGCUGUAUGUUUUAUCCUUUGUUCGCUGAUACGUGAUAUAUACAUAUGAAUACUUAUGAACAAUGUGAUCGUUGUAUUCGAAUGAUUUUAACAUUUUAUUUUAUUAUUUCGUUUUACGAUGCAAGUCUCCUGUCCAAACGAUGUGAAAAUCUAUAAUUUAAGUGCAGGAAAAUCCCUGCCAGAGUGGUUAUCUGAACGUAAAAGACGAGCUUUACUAAAAAAGAAUGUCGACAUACGACGUAGAAUCGAACUUAUCCAGGAUUUUGAUAUGCCUGCCGUUAGCACAUGUAUUAAAGUUACAAAAGAUGAACGGUAUAUCAUAGCAACAGGAAUAUAUAAGCCACGAAUGAAGUGUUACGAUGUAAAAAAUUUAUCUUUGAAGUUUGAACGAUGUUUCGAUUCUGAAGUGGUCACUUUUGACAUAUUAUCUGAUGAUUAUAGUAAAUUGGUUUUCUUACAAUGUGAUAGAAAUAUUGAAUUCCAUGUUGCGCAUGGAAGAUAUUAUAGAUUCAGAAUACCUCGUUUUGGUAGGGACAUCAAGUACCACUAUCCAUCUUGCGAUCUGUUCGUUGUAGGAGACAGUAACGAGAUUUAUAGGAUAAAUCUUGAAAGAGGACAAUUUUUGCAGUCUUUUUUCACAGAAGCAUCCUCAUUAAAUAAAUGUGAAAUAAAUCCCAUACAUCAACUGCUCGCUGUUGGAACAGAAGAUGGGAAAAUUGAAGCAUGGGACCCUAGAACUAAAAGUAAAGUUGGUACUCUAGACUGUGCGUUACAUUGUGUUGAGCAAGGCAAUAAAUUGGAAGCUAUUCCUGCGGUUACUAGUUUAAAGUUUCAAGGAGGUUUAACAUUUGGAGUAGGUACGUCGACCGGACAAAUACUGUUGUACGAUAUUCGUUCGAAUAAACCAUUUUUGACAAAGGAUCACAUGUAUGGAUUACCGAUUAAGAACAUUGAAUUUCAUCAAAAAAUGGAUAUGGUCUAUUCUAUGGACUCUUCUAUUGUGAAAAUAUGGGACAGAAAUAAUGGUAAAUUGUACACGUCGAUAGAAGCCCAAAGCGAUUUUAAUGACAUGUGCGUUAUACCAAACACUGGAAUGCUUUUAAUCGCUAAUGAAAAUACGAAAAUGCAAACGUAUUACAUUCCUUCUCUUGGUCCAGCACCCAGUUGGUGUAGUUUCUUAGACAAUUUAACAGAGGAAAUGGAAGAAUUAAAUUAUGAAAUUAUUUAUGAUGACUAUAAAUUUGUUACUGAGAAAGAAUUGGAUGAGUUAGGUCUUUUACAUUUGAAAGGCACUAAUCUUCUUCGUGCUUAUAUGCACGGGUACUUUAUGGAUAUUCGGUUAUAUCGAAAAGCGAGAGACGUAAUGAAACCGUUCGAAUUCCAAGAAUACAAGAAAAAGAGAAUUCAACAGAAAAUAGAAGAAACUCGCGGUAGUCGAAUACAGAUCGAGAGGAUGCCAAGUGUAAAUAAAGAACUUGCAUUGAAAUUAAUGGACGACGAGACAAACACGAAAAAGAAGAAAACAAAUUCUUCCGCCCUUCUAAAAGAUGAGCGUUUCAAACAACUUUUCACUAAUCCCGAUUUUCAAGUGGAUACGAACUCGGAGGAGUAUUCGUUGUUAAAUCCCGUCGUUUCUCAAUUACAUAAAAGUAAAACAGCAAAGUUGAAAACCAAAGCAAUGGAACAAACAAUGGAAGUGGAUCAUAUAAAUGACGAGAACCAAGAUAAUAGUUCGGAUGAAAGUUUCAUUCACGAUGAUAGUAGUUCGGAGGAUGAAAAAGUAUGGGUUAAAGAAGUAAAGAAACAAUAUCGGUUAAUGAAAAAAAACGAGCGGCAAAAACAAGAGGACGAUGAAGACGUAGAAAGCGCUGAUGAGCAGGCGGAAAAUGGGCCUCGGCUUUAUGAAAUUAAAGAUAACGUAGAAUUCAAAGAUGCAAAGCCUAUAGCAAAGAGACAAAAUAAGGCUAGCUUAGGAGAAAGAUUAAGACAUCAAGAAGCUCACAGUGUCGCAGUUUCUGGUUCCCGUGGCAAUAGAGAAAUGACGUUUGUCAUCGAAAAGAAGAAACAAACAAGACGUGCAAAAUUUCGAAUACAAAGACACGAUAAAGGAUACAAACAUUUAUUGCGACCAGCAGGAAAUUUAUUCAAAAAGAAACGUUAAUAUUUAUUGUUGUAUUUACCUCUUUCUUUUUUGUUUUUCUUUUUUUUUAAU
Megachile rotundata (alfalfa leafcutting bee) is the source of this 2298-nucleotide messenger RNA. RefSeq names its product lethal (2) 34Fd. The record is from RefSeq and is a predicted model, not a curated record. Gene Ontology annotation, cellular component: 90S preribosome; nucleolus; nucleus. NCBI's taxonomy places the organism in Eukaryota, Metazoa, Arthropoda, Insecta, Hymenoptera, Megachilidae. Gene Ontology annotation, biological process: maturation of SSU-rRNA from tricistronic rRNA transcript (SSU-rRNA, 5.8S rRNA, LSU-rRNA). Gene Ontology annotation, molecular function: protein binding.